Molecule: messenger RNA, 992 nt
Organism: Synchiropus splendidus (mandarinfish)
Lineage: Eukaryota; Metazoa; Chordata; Actinopteri; Syngnathiformes; Callionymidae
Gene: ccdc34
Product: coiled-coil domain containing 34
Exons: 7
Coding region: 52-984 (310 amino acids)
Source: RefSeq, a predicted model, not a curated record
GUGGGAAAUACUGCUUCCUGAAUCGCUACUUGUUGCUGCACGGAACUCGCCAUGUUUCGAAAAGGAAUGCCGCGGCGUCCUGCCUCUGCCUCCGAGGGCUUCAGUUCCACUCCGGUGAAAUCCAGCCAGAGCAAACAUGUCCUCAUGCACAUGGACGAUGGAGUCCUUUCUGAGGAUGACGACACGUUCACCCAGCUGUCUCCCAUCUACAAUGACAGUUUUGACAGUGAUGACGAGCUGGAGAACGGAGACUCCAGACGCAGCGCUUCUCCGCUCAGAUGUGAACUUCCCAAGGCAAGAAGUUCUUUACUUGAACAUGAAGGGUCACCUUCGCUUGGUGCAUGGGAAUUGUGGCUAGUCAACAAAGCCAAGAAGGAACGUCUGAAACUAGAAAGGAAAGAAGACGAGGAACGCUUAAUGAGGCAAAAACUUGAGCAAGGAGAAGUGGAAAGGAGGCGUAAGAAAGAAAUUGUGGAGGAGAAAAUCAGAGAGUGGCUGAAGGUGAAAAGAGAACAGGAGAAGAAGGAGCAGCUUUGUAAGCUAAUCAAAGAGGAGGAGGAGAUGCAGAGGCGGCAGGAAAAACUGAGAGAGGCUGAGCAGAAAGCUCAGCAGAAGUUCAACGACUGGCUUCAUAAGAAAAAACAAGAGAAGUUGGAAAAAUUAAAAAAAGAGAAGGAGGAAGCAAAUCUGAAAGCAGAGCAGGAGAAAGAGCGUCGCAGGAAAGCAGAGGAGAAGUUUCAAGAGUGGCUGGCAAAGGCUGAUGACAGAAGUAGAGCAAGUCCCAAAUCACCCCAGUGCCCAGCAAGUCCCUAUGACAAGUUCCACCCAUCACCAGGCUUCUACAAUCCGAUUCCAUGGAAACCAAAUCAUGUUCCGCCUCCAGAAUCACCAGUGAACCGGAUGCCUAUCAAGAAACCUCAAAACCAGAGCUCCAAUGCAGCACGGACUGUGAAAAACAGUGGAUGGGCUCGGCAGAACAGAUGACUUCAGUC